UGUUACACAACAAUUAUUCCUCCUAGCAGGAUCUGCUAUGUCAACAACUAGGGUUCCUGCUCUCCCGGUGAAGAAUCUGAAUGGAACUGGUCCAGUCCAUCCUGCUUUGGCAGGAAUGACCGGCAUCUUGAUGUGUGCAGCAGGUUUGCCUGUCUGUCUAACGCGAGCUCCAAAGCCCAUCUUGCACCCUCCACCUGUCAACAAGAGCGACAUGAAGGCAGUGCCGGGCAUUACUGGCAUUUGCCGUAAAACCAAGAAGAAACAUUUGAAGAAGAGCAGAAACCCCGAGGACGUGGUACGACGUUACAUCCAGAAAGUGAAGAACCCUCCUGACGAGGACUGUACCAUCUGCAUGGAGAGAUUGGUGUCCUCCUCGGGUUACGAGGGUAUCCUUAGGCACAAGAGUGCCAAGCCGGAACUGGUAGGAAAACUGGGGAAAUGCGGGCACAUGUACCACCUCCUUUGUCUCGUUGCCAUGUACAACAACGGCAAUAAGGAUGGCAGUCUCCAAUGCCCCACUUGCAAGGCCAUCUAUGGGGAGAAGACGGGAACUCAGCCUCCUGGAAAGAUGGAAUUCCACAUUAUCCCCCACUCUCUUCCCGGAUAUCCGGAUUGCAAAGCUAUCCGCAUUGUGUAUAACAUUCCUGCGGGGAUCCAGGGCAUCGAGCAUCCAAAUCCUGGGAAAAAGUUCACCGCACGAGGAUUCCCCCGUCACUGUUACCUUCCAGACAAUGAGAAAGGCAGAAAGAUUUUGAAGCUCCUCAUUGUGGCCUGGGAACGCCGGCUCAUCUUCACCAUCGGGACCUCGAACACGACGGGUGAAUCGGACACUGUGGUGUGGAAUGAGAUCCACCACAAGACCGAAUUUGGCUCCAACCUCACUGGCCAUGGCUACCCUGACCCAAACUAUCUGGACAAUGUCCUGGCUGAACUGAUGGCCCAGGGGGUCUUGGAAGCCAACCUGAAGGACUGAGAAGAUGGGGGGGGUUUUUGGCCUCCCUCCACCCAAUGUUCCUCCUGCCUCCACGUCGUCAUGCGCAGCUCAAGCACUGCCUGUCCUCUCCUCCAUCUGUCCGUCCGUGUCCGUGUUCGCUUGGUGAGGCAAGCCGUGUUUGGGAUGGUUCUUUCCACCUUCCCAAGUCGCUUUGACUAGCUUGACUUCCACCCAAGGAGGAUACAGGGGGCUUUCCUCCACCCCUGGCAGGAUUCACAAGAUGAUCCCGGGGUUUCCUCCCCAGAGAAACAAUCAGAAGCUUUGUAGAGUUGAGCGACCCAUGCAAGCUUUCUGCUCUGCACUUCUUUUUUCUACAUGUGUGUAUAAUUCUUCGCCAUUCCCAGGGGCUCGAAGCUCGCUGCUCCGAACCGCCCAUCUCACAACUCAAAUCUUACAGCCAGGUUGUCCUGCCUCCUUCUGCCUCUCUUCGUCGCUUGUUCUCGGGUGCCUUUGUGGCUCUGCCCAGAGAAGCAGUAAAAAAAGAAGAUCCAACUUGGUCAUCCAAGGAAGGCAGGCAUUGUGACUUCACAGCGGGCAGAGUGUAGUUAACCAGCUUUGUCCUCUGCCUUCCAUGCAAAAUUUUAAAUGGCCCCAUCCUCCCCACACCCAUCACUUUGGCUGUGUUCCACCACCACCCCAGCCUCAUUUCACGGAUCAAAUGCAAAGUUUGCCCUCUAGUUCAGAGGUUCCCCCAAAUCCCGGUCCAUGGACCCAACACCGGUCCGUGGCAUGCCAGAAACCGGACCAUGCAAACAAGCAAAGCCCCAUCCGCAGGAUGUAGGCAGCAUGCAAAACCACACCGGUCCAUGGAGAAACCACUCUUCAUGGAACCGGUCCUUGGUGCCCCCAAAGGUUG
Molecule: messenger RNA, 1850 nt
Organism: Pseudonaja textilis
Lineage: Eukaryota; Metazoa; Chordata; Lepidosauria; Squamata; Elapidae
Source: RefSeq, a predicted model, not a curated record